This is a messenger RNA of Paramecium octaurelia, 874 nucleotides long. The record is from the annotation of a GenBank genome assembly. NCBI's taxonomy places the organism in Eukaryota, Ciliophora, Oligohymenophorea, Peniculida, Parameciidae.
AUGGAGCCUUCAAAAUAUCAAUAUCUGAUGACAGAUGAGUACUUCUUAGAACACAAUGAAUCCUAUUCUGCAUUUUCUUUUGGAGAUAUUUAAUUUUUUGUGAAUUUAAAUGACUUCGAAGCUCCAAUUUUUUAACCCUCCAAAAUUCAAAAUCCCUAUGCAAGUCUCAUUGGGAACUAUUGUAUCUCUGGUAUCAUGACUAUUUAUAGAAUAUUAGAUUCAUCCAUUUUGUUCAUCAAUAAAGUUGAUCCAAUAUUUGUUGCUAUCAGACUACUAAGAAAUAAAUUAGCAAAUGAGUAAUAAGCCAAAUCUAUUGAGUUUGAGAACAUCUUCGACAAUGAAGACACCUUUCAAAUUUAUCUAAGUAAAUGCAGAUCCAUUAGGGAGAACUUUGACAGUAUAAGUAUCACAAAAGAGGUCGGUGAUGAACUAUAUGUGAAAUUGGACAAAGGAAGACUAUUUCAAUUUUUAGAUAUCAAAUACAACAACAUUCGCCAAUAUUCCUAAUAGGGUAUUUAUUUUGUAAAUGAUUGCAAUUAAAAAAAAUAAGAUGGUACUUAAUAAUUUAAAACUAGAAUUUGAGUUGUAAGCUUGUAUUCUAUUUAAAUAAUAUAUGGGGGAUCAAUUAUUUAAUGAGUUUGAGGCUGCAAGGAAGCUUAUUGUACAUAAUUAGAUAACAAACUCUAAUGUAGUAAUCGAUUAAGUUCAUAGAGAGGAAAAAGCAGAUCGAGGGGAUAAGGAAAAUCAAUAGAAAAGGAACACUAACUAAGAAAAAUAAAAGGCAUCAGAAACCAAAACUUUAGAAGCGGGGAAAAAAUGUCAUAAAUUGGACUCAUUUUGUAUUAAAAAUAAAGAGUAAUAGUAAUAGUCAUGA